This is a messenger RNA of Venustampulla echinocandica, 993 nucleotides long. Its product is annotated as NAD(P)-binding Rossmann-fold containing protein. The record is from RefSeq and is a predicted model, not a curated record. Bases 1 to 993 code for a protein of 330 amino acids. Lineage: Eukaryota; Fungi; Ascomycota; Leotiomycetes; Helotiales; Pleuroascaceae. The transcript has 4 exons.
AUGAAGCUGCUCGUAGUCAUCGGCCUGACGGGAGAACAAGGAAGUUCUGUAGCAGAACUUUUCUCCCACAAACCAGGCUGGAAAGUCCGCGGUAUAACCCGCAACCCCUUCUCUCCCAAGGCUCAAACAUGGCUCUCCAAAGAUGUUGAAGUAGUGAAAGCGGAUCUCAACGAUCCCUCAUCGCUGAGUUCGGCAUUCUCCGGCGCCACUGCUAUCUUCUCCUAUACCAACUUCUACGAGCCUUUCUAUAGCCCUGCAACGAAAUCACUGCUCAAAGAAGGACAAACAAUCAAUGAGUACUGCUUUGAGAAGGAGUUGCAACAAGGGAAAAACAUCGCUGAUGCUGCAAUUAAGGUUGAGGGCCUGGAGCGGUUCGUUAUUUCAGCGGAGUGUGACUCGAGGAAGUGGAGCAGGGGCAAGUACACCUGGGUGUAUCAUUUUGAGAGCAAGGCGAAGAUGGUGGAUUAUAUCAAUGAGCGUUAUCCACAACUCGCAGGGAAGAUGAAUAUCAUAUAUAUGGGUGGUUAUAUGUUGAACUGGAAGGAACAUUUGCAUUUCAGGAAGGCAGAAGAUGGUACUAUUCGCAUGGCUAUCGUUAAAGGGCCCUCGAAUGCUUCCCGCCCUAUGAUCGAUACCUCGCGAGACAUUGGAACUCUUGUGAGCGCAGCAAUCGAAGCCGCUCCAGGCAAGAAAAUCCUCGGUGCCGGGGAUAAUACCUCCUUGGAAGAUCAAUUCAAGCUCUGGUGCAAGAUCCACAAACUUCCCUAUGGUGGUUUUGACGUGAUGACUGUUGACCAAUUCGAUAAAAUAUUGCCUAUUCCUGGACUAGGGCGGGAGAUUGGAGAGAUGAUGUUGUUUGGGGAUGAAUUUGGAUGGGGAGGUGGUGAGGAUGUUGUUCUUCCGCAAGAUCUCGGAGUUCCUUGUCCGCUGACAAGCUGGGAAGAAUAUAUCAAGUUGGAAGAUUGGUCGACGGUAAUUUCUCCUUUGAUGUGA